Molecule: messenger RNA, 1761 nt
Organism: Moesziomyces antarcticus
Lineage: Eukaryota; Fungi; Basidiomycota; Ustilaginomycetes; Ustilaginales; Ustilaginaceae
Product: DEAD-domain-containing protein
Exons: 1
Coding region: 1-1761 (586 amino acids)
Biological process (GO): maturation of SSU-rRNA
Molecular function (GO): nucleic acid binding; ATP binding; RNA helicase activity
Source: RefSeq, a predicted model, not a curated record
AUGGAUGUAUUUCGAAAGCUCGCCGGUGGCGGUGUGAGCUUUGACAAGAAGCGCUUCGAGAGCGAUGUCAAGAUCUUUGGCGCGGCGGACGAACCGAUGGCGUCGGGCUCGGCGAGCAAACACAAGCGGAAACGCAGCGAGCCCAAGGCCGAGACGCAGGCGGCCAAGAAGGAUGCAGCCAAGGUGAUUGUCCCAGACGGUCUGGACUUUUUCGGUUCGGCAGCCAAGGCGAAGGCGACGGUGUCGGCUGUGGAGAGGGAGGAGAGGCAGAGCCGGCGCGAUGGGAAGCAGAAAGAGGAGUCCGAUUCGGAGGAGGAGAGCGACUCGAGCAGCGAGGAGGAGGAAGAGGCGGUGACCAAGGCGACGCUCAGCACGUUUCUCAAGCGCAAUCGCAUCAAGCUCAAGGGCACGGAUGUGCCGCUGCCCAUGGCGUCGUGGGCGGAGCUCGAGUCGCGCUUCGGCGUGGCGCCGUGGCUGCGCACCAACCUGGACAAGUGGGGAUGGGGUGUGCCCACCGCCAUCCAGAAGGGCGCCAUGCCGGUGCUGCUUGCGAACCGUGAUCUGCUCGCGGGAGCACCGACGGGAUCGGGAAAGACGCUCGCGUUUCUGCUGCCACUGCUGCACCACCUCCGCGCGCCGGCCAAGGAGGGUUUCAGGGCGGUGAUCGUGUCGCCGACGCGCGAGCUGGCACAGCAGAUCCACGACCAGAUGCGAAGGCUGUGCGAGGGGCGCAACUUCCGCAUCUGCGUGCUCACCAAGCCGGCGGAUGCGGGUGCGAUGAAUGCGGACCCGAGCAAGCGCAAGAAGUUCGACAUGCUCAUCACAACCCCGUUGCGCCUGGUGCAUGCAGUGGAGAAGGAAGAGGUGGAUCUUGGCAACGUGCGCCAUCUGGUGUUGGAUGAGGCGGAUAGGCUGAUGGAGGAUGGAUUCUUGGAGCAGACGGAUGCGAUUCUGGCGGCGUGUUCGCAUCCUGAGCUGCGCAAGGCGCUGUUUUCGGCCACGCUGCCUGCGGGCGUCGAGGAGAUGGCCAAGACGUUCAUGGUGGACGAAUGCCGAGUCAUUGUAGGCACCAAGGACAGUGCGACCGAGACGAUCCAGCAGGAACUCCAAUUUGUCGGAUCGGAAGAUGGCAAGUUGCAUGCUUUGCGGUCACUGAUGCAGGCGGGAGGACUCAAGCCGCCGGUGCUGCUGUUCGUGCAGUCGAUCGAACGCGCCAAAGACCUGUUCCACGAACUCGUCUACGACGGCCUCCACGUCGACGUCAUCCACUCGGAACGACCCAAGCUUCAGCGCGAGGGAGUCAUCAGCGCGUUCAAGCGCGGCGAUGUAUGGGUGCUCAUCUGCACCGAACUCAUCGCCCGAGGCAUCGACUUUAAAGGCGUCCAGCUGGUGAUCAACUACGAUUUCCCACAGAGCGUGCAGUCGUACAUCCACCGCAUCGGACGGACUGGCCGUGCGGGGCGGGCGGGGAGGGCCAUCACGUACUUCACCAAGGACGAUGCGGCGUAUCUCAAGACGGUGGUGAAUGUCAUGCGUCAGAGCGGCUGCGACGUGCCCGAGUGGAUGCUCAAACUCAAGGCGCCCAACAAGAAGGAGCGCAAGAAACUCAAGGCCAAGGCACCCGAGCGGAAGGAUAUCAGGACCGUCGCCGCCUCGAGCAUUGGGCGUAGACAGGCGAAUAGGCGCAAGGAUAUGAUCGCCGCUUCCAAGCGCAGAAAGACCGAGGCGCAGGCUGGUGCCGGUGCGGAAAAGUCGACGUAA